AUAUUGCAACAACAACGACCAAAGUCACAAGAUAAAAGAAAAGAAAAAGAUCAGUGCCCAUCAUGUGAUAAAGGGACCUUUGUUUCUAUGGUAACAGUGGGUCAUUGAAACUCGUUGUCAUGGCUGCCAGGCGUAGACAUGACCGGAAAAUGAGACGCUCUGAUAUAACAGCAUAUAGAACAUUUACAGAUAACUUUAUUUUAACACCAAAUGAAAACUUCCUCACGGACGCUCGUAUAAGAAGACAUUCUAAGGAACAUAACCGAACAUUUCCGGUUUUAAAAGUCGGAAAAUCAACCGGAACAAGAUGGAAAGUUGAUGUUCUAUCAAAACUUCGAGGGUUUCCGAAUAUUCAAAUGCAGCAUCCAUCACGACUAGCUCGUGAAGACACAUAUGAUGCGGAUUAUAUGAUGCCUAGUCAAGUAAGAGAAAUUCUUGAAGAGGAGGGUCUAGAAAAUAAUGUUAUAAAUGGAGUAAUAGGACAAUCGGAGGAGAAACACAAAAACGCGCUAAUAAAAAUGAAACAAGUCCAUGAUAAAGGUGAAACUAAAAAAGAACAUAUAUUUUUACCACCUAUUGUAACAACACAGAAACCUGUGCUUAAGUACAACGGAAUGGGGUCGUCAUCAUGGCUUGAUCUUGCGGCAAGACAACACUCACAUGAGCAAACGAGAAGGUCAUUGUGGAAAAAUCCAGUAAGCAAUCAAGGAAAAGAUGAAUCUUGGAACUAUAGUCAUCGCAUGCGCAGUAUUGUAGAAGAUGUUCAGCUAGAAGCGGACCGGAAGAAGUGGGUUGCCGAGCAACACGUUGAACAACUCUACACGGGAGACAACUUUAAUCCUCCCAGAAUAGUGUUGGUUUCCUCCAAGAUACCUAAGUGUUAUCUACUCACAAAAGUAUAUAAUGACAACGUUAUACCUAUUUUAUAUGAUUUUGAUUCGUGUACUUUCACAGAUAUUUUAGAAACAAUGUCACGGAAGUUGAACCAAUACAAACAGAAUUGUAAGGCGAAAUCUGUCAUGGUGCUAUGUCAGGGAGGACCUGGUUAUAUUUAUUUGUUAAAGAAUUUUGCAAUAACGCCACAGAAGUUGUACAAGCCAUCAUACCGCAGUGUGUUAGGGUUUUGGAGAGCCCUGGCUAACAUGAUAAGCAAACUUAAUCCCGAGGAUGCUGCAAUACAUUUAUUUGGUUUUAAUCUCACAGAGAAUGAACAAGGCAAAAAGAUCAUACCGAUGUUACAAAGUCUCAUGUACCCUAACCUCGUCAAGGUGAAUCUUCUAACAGAAGACACGGAGGCUGGAAGGACUAUGAUUGGGAACUAUUUUAGAUACAAUCGGCUUCAAGUGUGGAAAUCGUAUCAGAAAUCUUCAUUAAAUGACAUAGACUUUGUUAAAGAAGAGACUGGGCCGGUUAAACGUCAUUAUAGAGGCCCUGUGAUGAGACUAGCCAGAUGAUGUAAAGGGAGACAACCGUUCUUCUCACACAGUGUUCUCCCGUUGCUGCACACAACAUUUGAAAACGAAUCGAAAUCGUCGCGAAGAAUUAAGCAGAUAUAUUCUAAGUGGUGUGUGAGGAAGUAAUGAAGAUAUUUUCACAAAUUCAGCAAAAGUCGUUGUUCACGCUAUAUUGAAAUACCUCUCCAAAAAAAUAUAUACUUUAAUUAGGACAUAAAAUUAUGCCUUUCAGCCAAUUUGUUCCGACACAUUUUAAUGUAUAUUAAAAAGAAAUUAUCGACAAUAGACAAGCGUGGUAUUCCUGAAAUCUUUGUAAUAUUGGAAUAUUUCUGUCAGUUUUUCAAAUGUUGUUCUUCAUCACUGCAAGUGUUAAGCUGGCCCAUCUUUAUUUGUAUUACACACAGCAUAUUCACGUAUAAAAUGAACACGUUUUACUGAAACAUCUAAAAUAUGAAUACCAAUAUAAUGUUUCAGUCAGUUUAACAUAAACAGGAAAUAUCUUUACUUUGUUAU
Molecule: messenger RNA, 1967 nt
Organism: Ruditapes philippinarum (Manila clam)
Lineage: Eukaryota; Metazoa; Mollusca; Bivalvia; Venerida; Veneridae
Exons: 9
Coding region: 120-1454 (444 amino acids)
Biological process (GO): regulation of neuron migration; regulation of neuronal synaptic plasticity
Cellular component (GO): cytoplasm; nucleus
Source: RefSeq, a predicted model, not a curated record